Molecule: messenger RNA, 510 nt
Organism: Aspergillus saccharolyticus JOP 1030-1
Lineage: Eukaryota; Fungi; Ascomycota; Eurotiomycetes; Eurotiales; Aspergillaceae
Exons: 1
Coding region: 1-510 (169 amino acids)
Source: RefSeq, a predicted model, not a curated record
AUGGCUCGGGUCCUCGACGCCUGUCAUCAAGCCAUCAAGGAUGUUGAGCACUUCGCCCGCCAGCUCUCCGAGGACUUUCCCGGGCGCCUAUUCCUGCACCUUUGCCACGAGCACGGCCCCGAGACACCCUUCGACUGGAAGGGCGCCACGGAAGACGUAGAAACGGCCUUCCAGGGCUUGCGGAGUGAAGAGAAGCAAUCCUUCGUCAAGCAGUACGGCGGGCUGGUUUACGAGACCUACGGCGGUCCGGUCCGGCUGUUCAGCGAGAGUCUCGACGAGGGUAAUGCUCCCAUUCCCUUCGAGCAUGGCGGACGGGUCGAGUUCAACUUGCAGGAGGAUUGCGAAAUCAUCAAGCAGUGGGCUGCGAGUCUUCCGGCGUCUAUAACUGCGUCGCCUGGAAGCCCUACCCCGACGAGAGAGUUCCGCGCGUACUACGGCUUUGAGACGAUGGGUGGGAAGACUAGGACGAAUGCGUAUGUGGUCUACGCCUGGCUUUUUUCUGAAGCGUGA